AUGCCCAAAUUUGUACCCCGCCAACGAAAACAAAAGCACAAACAAAAUGCUGCAACAACCAGCACCCCGGUGGACACCAAUGCCGCGGAGGUAUUGCCCGUCUCUAAAGGCGACAAGGAAGCAAAAAGACAGCAGCUGAGAGAUGAAUUGAGAUCGCAACAUACCAACAUCUCCUCGAAGAAACAAAAACGGUUAGACAAAUAUAUUGAAACUAAACUCAAGAAAGAAGAGAACCUCGAGCUACUCAAGAAACUUGCGAAAUCGAAGACCGAUACCUCAGCAUUUCAAAGCUCUAAAGAGCUCGGCAAGCGCAAAAGAAAUGAUGAGAGUGGUAGACCCUCGGCACCUACCGCUACUCAUGAACGUGGCCCCGAGCUAGAGCAGUCGGACGACGACUCUGAUGACUCGCUCCCCCCGUCAGGAGUGACAGUCAUCGAAAAAAUCCCUCAACCAGCAGGACCAAGCGGUAGUGGUCUGAAGCGCCCUCUGGAACUCGGUCCAGAUGGCUUCCCAGUUCUCAAGAAGAGAAAACGGGCCCCCAAAGCGAAGCAGCCGGUAGUAGUUACACAAGAUGUGCCAUGGGAAGGUUUUGAUUCCGAUGACGAAGAGGAUGAGGAUGAUGAGUCCGCAUCUGACCUGGACGAUGACGAGGAUGAGGAUGAGAACGACAACUCCGAAGAGUCAGGAACAAACAGCUCUGGGGAAGAUGACAGUGAGGACGAUGAGGACGAUGACGACGACGAAGAUGAAGACGAAGAGGAAAAUGAUAAACCGAAGCAUCGUCAGUCUGCUUUCAAGACAUGGGCAAGGCAGCAAAUCAAUGAAGCUGCAGGAUUUCAACCUACGACGGGUCCCAUUGUACAUGAGGACCUACCAAUUGUCCCCGAAUCCACAAAGCCCGCCAAAAAUACCGUUUAUCAGGAGGAACCGCUGCCUCCAGAGCUCCAGGUAACCCAGGGCAACCCGUUCAGAAAGGCUUUCAGUGUUCCAGUCGAACGGACGGAGGAAAUGCAGAAUGCGCGCUUGGGACUACCGAUCGUAGGCGAAGAACAGAAAAUCAUGGAAGCAAUCUACAACAAUUCUUCUAUUGUAAUUUGGGGAGCUACUGGUAGUGGAAAAACUACCCAGUUGCCCCAAUUUUUGUUUGAAGCCGGUUUUGGUAACCCCGACAGCCCAAACCCCGGCAUGAUUGCAGUAACACAGCCUCGACGAGUUGCUGCUGUCAGUAUGGCGAAACGAGUUGGUGAUGAACUAGGCUCGUUUUCCGACCAAGUCUCAUACCAGAUUCGGUUCGAAAGCACCGUGUCGAAGAAGACGGCAAUCAAGUUCAUGACCGACGGUAUUCUCAUUCGAGAGAUUGCCGAGGACUUUUCUCUGAGCAAAUACUCUAUCAUUGUGAUUGAUGAAGCCCACGAACGGAGUGUCAACACUGAUAUCCUCAUCGGUAUGGUCAGCCGUAUCGUCGAUUUGCGGAAGAAUAUGAGUGAAGAGGACCCGUCUGUGAAGCCUCUCAAGCUUGUGGUCAUGUCUGCGACUCUGCGUAUCUCUGAUUUCACACAGAAUGCUAGUCUUUUCCGCCACGGAGCACCGCCCCUGGUGCAGGCGGAGGGCCGGCAAUACCCUGUUACCGUGCACUUUUCCCGGCGGACCCACCGCGAUUACGUUGAGGAAUUGUAUCGGAAAGUCUCGAGGGGUCACCGCAAGCUGCCUCCCGGAGGCAUGCUGGUGUUCUUGACCGGACAGAACGAGAUCAGGCAGCUUUCAAAGCGCCUGAAACAGGCCUUCAAACCUACCCAGCGGGGGGAUGUUGCUCAAGCCAAGGUCCAGCUCUCAGCGAACGAUGCACCACUUGAAGCGGAAGACUUGGACAUAGGUGGAACGGAUCUAUCCAACCCCUGGAACGAGUAUGACGACGACAGUGACAUUGAGAUCACCGGGUUGGAUGACUCGGAUAUAGACGAUGGGUUUGAUAUGGAAGAGGAAGCAAUGGACUCGUCGACCCAGGUCCAUGUGUUGCCUCUGUAUUCGCAACUUCCCACGAAAGAACAGCUGAAGGUUUUCGAACCGCCCCCAGAGAACUCGCGACUCAUUGUGUUGGCUACCAACGUAGCAGAGACCAGUCUUACAAUCCCGGGCAUCAAGUAUGUCUUCGAUUGCGGACGGGCCAAGGAGAAGCAGUACGAUUUGGCCACGGGGGUGCAGAAGUUCCAAGUCGACUGGAUCAGCAAGGCCAGCGCAAACCAAAGAGCUGGACGAGCUGGUAGAACUGGACCUGGUCACUGCUACCGACUCUACUCAUCUGCGGUGUAUGAAGGAGAGUUUGCCGAAUAUACCGAUCCGGAAAUUCUUCGGACACCCAUCGAGGGAGUCGUCCUUCAGAUGAAGAGCAUGGGUCUUCACAAUGUCAUCAAUUUCCCCUUCCCAACACCCCCAAGCCGCCAGGGUCUGGCAAAGGCCGAGAAGCUGCUGAAGAACCUCGGCGCGCUCUCCUCGCAAGGAAAGAUUACCCAGAUCGGAAAUCGACUGUCCACCUAUCCGUUGUCUCCCAGAUUCGGCAAAAUGCUGCACAUCGGCCAUCAGCACGGCUGUAUGCCCUAUGUCAUCGCACUGGUUGCAGCCUUAGCCGUCGGCGAUCUGUUCGUGCCAGAGAACCAGAUCGAUCCCACGCCCCCCAAGGACGAUGACGAGCGCGGAAUUUACACGAACUCGGAUCGACUGGAAGACACCGCCAGGGAGCAGCGCCACAAGGACUACAACAGAGCCCAUCGUCUGUUCAGCAAGCACGACGAUACCGCCGACGCCCUCAAAUAUCUGUCUGCCAUCUGUGCCUACGGCUAUGCCUCCGACGGGGACGCGUUCUGCGACCAGAUGUUCCUCCGGGCCAAGGCGUUCAAGGAAGCCACGCAGCUGCGCAGCCAAUUGACCGACAUCGUACGAACCAACAACCCGGGUCUCAUUUCCGCGUACCAGGCCCGUCUCCCCGAGCCGUCGGAGAAGCAAGUCAAGGCGCUGAAACAGAUCAUCGCGGCCGGGUUCAUCGACAACGUGGCCAUCCGCGCAGACCUGGCCCCGGUGCCCCCGGAGAUGGACCGAAAGCCGAAGCGAGCCAUCGACGUCCCGUACUUCACUCUCUUCAGCUCGCGCGAAGGACCCGCGGUCGAACUGCAGGAGAAGGCGGUCUACGUGCACCCUUCGUCGCUGAUGGCCAAUCUCUCGCCGAAGGAGAUGCCCCAGUACAUCAUUUACUCCCAUCUACAGCAGUCGUCGCCGUCAAUGGUAUCCGAGCAGGCAUCCAAGAUCAGAAUGUAUCCUCUCGUCUCGCCGAGUGGUUUGCAACUCUCAGCCAUUGCGCAGGGAACCCCUCUGAUCGAAUACGGUAAACCGAUUGGAAACACCGAAGAGCUAGGCGGCGUUCCGCCUCGGCGCGCUUGCUGGGUGAUUCCGUCGCUGGUGGGUGAGACUGGGCGCAUGGGAUGGCCGUUGCCGGCGAAGAAGGUGGUGCAAAAGAAAGAUCCCAGGGAGGGAUGGGUCAUCGAGAAGCUCGGUACUUAG
Aspergillus affinis is the source of this 3552-nucleotide messenger RNA. RefSeq names its product ATP-dependent RNA helicase ECM16. Gene Ontology annotation, biological process: maturation of SSU-rRNA from tricistronic rRNA transcript (SSU-rRNA, 5.8S rRNA, LSU-rRNA). Gene Ontology annotation, molecular function: ATP binding; RNA binding. The record is from RefSeq and is a predicted model, not a curated record. Gene Ontology annotation, cellular component: intracellular anatomical structure; nucleolus. NCBI's taxonomy places the organism in Eukaryota, Fungi, Ascomycota, Eurotiomycetes, Eurotiales, Aspergillaceae. The coding region runs from base 1 to 3552 and encodes 1183 amino acids. The transcript has 2 exons.